CACUAACAUUUUAAGCACAUAGUAACUGGGUUAAGCCAAUCUAUAACGCUGCUACCAAAGGUCACGUCUCGCCUGAGCGCCCUGAUACCAGCCCUGUGCUUUAUCCACAGCAUUACUGAGCGCACCCGCCGCUCAAAAAGGCUCGGCCGCGGUGGAAGCUGCGGAGCCAGCAGGACACAAUUGUCGACCCAAACCCAUCACUUACUUGUCUCCCAACGCCAGCGGGCUCAACUGCCGAGGCGCUUGGGCGCUCCGGCUGCCCUUCAUAGCCGCACAUCGGCACCGCUCCUCCUCUCCUUAUCGCUGGCAUCGCAACAUGAGUCGACCAGGGACCAGCCAGAGCCUUCGGACCUCUUUGCCAAUGUCCAUGCACGACGGUGACGCAUCAACUUCCGGGCUAGGAUUCGGCGUGCACGGCGCGAGCAUGGGUUUGGGCACACGUGCGAUGUCAGCUUCUGCCGCCGGCAGCCUCCGCCGCAGCACAGGGUAUGUCCGGCCCAUGGACUUUGUCGGAACCGACACCUUCCGGGGGACCAACGCCAGCAGCACAGCGAGUCGAAUGAGCUUGUACAGCAAAAACGGCGGCGAGGUGGGGCUGGACAACACGUGCAACGUGCUGCGAGUGGAGAGUCCCAUCACCGGCGAUUUGCUUGUGACGCCACUGGCCCGGAACAGGGCCGGUGUGCGCGACCCCGUGUCUGGCACGCCCAUGCGCUACCACGGCGAGAUGGCGGUGCUGCAGACGCCGGGGGCAGGCAACCAGCUGCAGCGACACCGCAAGUUCUACAUCACUAAGGACGUGGACAUCACCAUACAGACAUUGAGGAACACCACAAAGGUCAGCAAGUACACGAAUGAGAAGGUGGGCACGGCGGGGACACCAACAGGCAUCGACCCCGCGCUCCAGUUCUACCAGAGCAGUCGGUGACACAGGCGGCAGGCCUGCAGCAGCAGGAGCGGGCGAGCAGGAGGACCAGCAGGCGAGCCACGGCGAGCCGUGGCAGCAGCAAGCAGGUGGUCGUUGCGUUACCAGAACACAGCAGGAGCUGUGCCACUGACAGGCGGAGGGGCGAGACCAGUGUGUGGACAGGGCGCUCGCAUGUAGCCGAGAGCCGGGGCAGGGCAGACGAGACAGGACGAGACUUCGGCAUCAGUCUAGACAGCGUCAUGCAUGUUAGCCAGGCAUCAGGCAUACAAUAGGAAGGUAGCAGGAGGGCAGGGGGAUUUGCUUCAGGUACAAGUGUACAACGGCAAGCUCAAGUUGUAUUUGUUGUAUCAGUGCAAGGAAUGACUGAUCGCAUGCAGAGGUGGCAGGUCAGCACUGAGGGACGCACGCAUGGUGGUUGCGCAGUUGUGUACAUAUAUAAGUGUGGCUAGGAGCAGUUAAAGCAGUGCGCCGUUUGCACGAUGUGCUCGAUGAGGACUGGAUGUCGUGUGAGAGGGCGAGCGCGUUAGAAGGUUGGGUGAACGGACUGGCAGGUCCUGCGUGUUGGUCAUUUUGGUGGUGAUUAAGGCUCCUUGUGGCUGUGGCUAUGGCUGGCUGGCACGUGAUAAAGCGCAACCCAACGCAAAUUAACAACGAGCAUGCCAAGGUGCGCGCAUGCUGGCAAGACAGACACGGCGCAGACCUGCCAGAGUGCAGAGGGUCCUGCAUAUCAAGGGGGGUGCCCAUGCAAAUAACGUGCAUAGCCGACGCCCCUGCCCAGUUCCUCCGUGGCGGCUUUGUAAUGCAUGAGCCCG
Messenger RNA from Chlamydomonas reinhardtii, 1740 nucleotides. RefSeq lists its product as uncharacterized. Bases 317 to 928 code for a protein of 203 amino acids. NCBI's taxonomy places the organism in Eukaryota, Viridiplantae, Chlorophyta, Chlorophyceae, Chlamydomonadales, Chlamydomonadaceae. The transcript is spliced from 4 exons. The record is from RefSeq and is a predicted model, not a curated record.